Molecule: messenger RNA, 372 nt
Organism: Grosmannia clavigera kw1407
Lineage: Eukaryota; Fungi; Ascomycota; Sordariomycetes; Ophiostomatales; Ophiostomataceae
Exons: 1
Coding region: 1-372 (123 amino acids)
Source: RefSeq, a predicted model, not a curated record
AUGCACGGCGGCGGUCCAGGACACGAGGGCGGACAUCACGGUGGACCGGGCGGCGGGCCAGGAGGUAGCGGCGGCCCCCAGGGUGGCCAGGGCGGCUUCGGCGGGCAAGGCGGUGGCGGCGGCCCCCAGGGCGGUCAAGGGGGCGGACCUGGAGGCUUUGGUGGCCACCAGGGUGGCUUUGGCGGUCCCCAGGGUGGCCAGGGCGGAUUCGGCGGUCCUCAGGGUGGUCAGGGGGGCGGACCUGGGGGCUUUGGUGGUCACCAGGGUGGUGGUGGCGGCCCCCAGAGUGGUCAGGGCGGAUUCGGCGGCCCUCAGGGUGGUCAGGGCGGGGGUUUUGGUGGCCCAGGCGGUGGUGGCCCCGGGGGCCGUUGA